AUGAGGGUGAACGUCGGCGAUGAGAAGCGCAGCAAGCGGAAGCUCCCGGCCGCUGCAGCUGCUGUAGACGAGGGAGAAGCGAAGCCUUUGCAGAGUGACACACACACGACGCGCCACUCGAAGCUGCAGCUCAAAUGCAGGGACGGCACGACGUUUGACGUGACAUACGAACAGGCGAUGAUGUCAUCCACGCUCUGGGUGUUGAUGCAAGAUGUGUCCGGGAAGAAGUCCAAGAACGGCGUCAAACAGCACGUCAUUCCCAUCUUUGACGUGCCUACAGACAGUGUACAGUGCGCAUUGGACUACUGCAGUUGUCUGUACAAACAGCAGGUGGACCUAGUAGAGACUGCAAUGUUAGACUGGGAAGACGAGUUUGUCAGUCUCGAGUCAAAGGAGCUGUGCGAUCUGGCGAAGGUGGCGUCAAAUCUGGAUAUUCAACCGCUCGUGGACUUAACCUGCCGAUCCAUUGCACAGAUCAUGUCCGCGACAUCGGAAGCGGAUGAACUGCGGAAGAAAUUUGGGCUAGAAGACCCACCUGACGUCGAAUGCAGUUGUGAGCUGCGAAGUGAUAUGGCUGGCUUCGACUUUGACAUGUUUAAUACUCUGGAUCACGAUCUCUCUACAGAGGAGUAUGAACUCGUGGAGUUCGACCAGCCAAGUGUCGAUGAGCUAGUUACUUUCAUCAAUGGCAGCGGCAACAAUCCGAACGCGACAUCGAAUAUCCAGCAACAACAAGCCAAGAAGAAUUGCCAUUUACACGGAGAGAACUCGUCGGAUCCAGGCGAUUCCAAUAACAGCAGCGUUUCCUCUAGUAAAAAGAAGCGUAAAAAACGCAAAAAGAAGAAAACGCCGCCCACUUCUCGCGACUCCAAGUCGAGCAGCAGCGACGAGAAAGAAGAACCGGAUCCAAAACCAGCCAAGACGACGAGCUCUCGAAAAGGGAAGAACAAGCCUCAGACAAUGGAGGAAAAAGUCCGGUUAGCUCGACAGAACCCGAGUGCUGUGUUCAAGGAGUCGCAAUUCGAAGACGACGAUGACGAAGAUAUGGCUAAAGUGAUCAAGAUGUUUGAGCUGAACCUUGAGUCUGCAUACCGCGACUGCAACAAGAAGAAGAAACCGCGUCUAGAUUUUGCACCUCGUGAAGUGUUCCGGCCCUCGCUAGUGCAGUCGUCACAAUUUGAGUUCGUGCAACGUCGUCUCUCAGCCACGAUGACGUAG
Messenger RNA from Phytophthora infestans T30-4, 1218 nucleotides. RefSeq lists its product as uncharacterized. Gene Ontology annotation, cellular component: cytoplasm; nucleus. The record is from RefSeq and is a predicted model, not a curated record. Gene Ontology annotation, molecular function: cullin family protein binding. The coding region runs from base 1 to 1218 and encodes 405 amino acids. The transcript has 4 exons. Gene Ontology annotation, biological process: SCF-dependent proteasomal ubiquitin-dependent protein catabolic process. NCBI's taxonomy places the organism in Eukaryota, Oomycota, Peronosporomycetes, Peronosporales, Peronosporaceae.